This is a messenger RNA of Microplitis demolitor, 1025 nucleotides long. RefSeq lists its product as uncharacterized. The coding region runs from base 98 to 952 and encodes 284 amino acids. The transcript has 4 exons. Lineage: Eukaryota; Metazoa; Arthropoda; Insecta; Hymenoptera; Braconidae. The record is from RefSeq and is a predicted model, not a curated record.
GUAUUUUUCAACGCGGCCUUAUAAUUUGACUGAGACUGAAAAACUCGUGUGUUUACACGUGGGUUCAUAUUUUACAAAAUUUAAAUAACAAAGAAAAAUGAAAUCUGAAAGCGGUGAAACAAUGACUGAGGAACAAGAGAGAACUUUGUAUGUUAGGUUGCCACAUACAAUUCAUAACAUAGACGAAGUGCGCGAUUUGUUUGCCGGAGAUUUCAAAGUAAAGUUGCCUCGACAGUCCGGACGACACUGUCAUGUGAUAUUCUCAAGUGUCGAUGAGAAAGUUAAAAAUUUAAAGGGUAUCAAAGAUAAAUUGAUAAAUAAUAAACGUAUUGUCGCUUAUCCGCCACGAAUUAAGCCGCCGAAAACUCCGAAAAUUAAACCAGACAAGAAAGUCGUUGUCCCUGUACCCAAGAAGCCCGAGAAGAAACUCACGAGAAUUUUAUUUGUAUGCAAUAUUAAUCCGAGGUCGAAAAUCCACGAAGUUGAAGGAGUUUUUGAAGGAGUGAGAACUAGUGCUUUCAUCAAAAGCAGAAUAAAGGGCAGCAAACAAGCAAUUAUAAAACUUGAAGAUGCUAAAGUCGCUGCUGAGUAUUUGACAAAAGAACGUCCGGCGCCUAUUUUACAUGGCAAUAAACUAGUGAUAAAGUCGGACACUAGAAAACAAAAAAAGAGUAAAAAGCCUGGACUAAAAAUGUUGGACGGUGGAGUCGAUAUUACGGAUAAGGUGGCAUUCGAGGACAAGACAGGAGUUAAAACAAAAAAGAAGAAUAAGAAGACUAAAGAAGAUAAAGUUGAAGAGACGGAUUGUGUCGAUAGCGAAGAAGCGAACGCGGAAUCGGGGCUCAAGGUGUGGGAUGGCGAUGAUGAUAUUACUGACAAGGUCGAGUUCAAAGAUAAACCCCCGGUUAAAAAGGGUAAGAACAAAAAAGUUAAAAAAGAUGCGAGUUUGUGAAGAUUAUAUCGAUAGGAAAUUAUGUAAUACAACUUUUAUUAUUUAUAAUAAAUUUUAAAAAAUUGUAAAUAGA